AUAUUAGUACGCAUGCGCCAGUCGUCCCUUCCCUCCUCCCCUCCCCACCCCUUCCUUCCCCGGGAGCAAUACUGGUGUUCAUCCGAACAGACCGAGUGUGAUAAACGUUAUUGCAUAAUUAUAAACGAUGGUGGCACAUACAGUACUCCUGGACUUCACGGUGUCCAGUAGCGUAAUCGCCGAUAUGGAAAAACGAUCGGGCUUGAAGUCGGCGAUCGGGAACGUACUAGCGGAACAUUUCAUCGGUCUCAAGCCAUUGACAGAAUCUAAUAUCGAUGGCAGUUUGCUCGUUUUAUAUACCGGACCUAGGGGCAGUUUGAUCACUGUCAGAGGAUACACGGAAGGUCUGAUUACGUUAAACAUCGAAUAUUACAAGCAGGAUGAUCAGGAAGCUCUGUUAACUUUUGAGCAGUUGCGAUACUUGGAAGCUGAUGUUGCCAUGGCUUUGAACAGCCAGCGUAGCAAACACUUACCGCCAAUAAGACGAGGAACCAUAUAUGACCUCUAUCUGACGCUAUCAGAUGAACGGCUACUGGAGUAUGACAUCGACAAACUCGUAUUCGAGGCUAGAUCACCAUAUCAGAAGGUACAAAUUGUGCACUCCAAAUCGCUUGGUAAUCUGCUAGUACUCGACGAGCUACAAAAUAUGUCCGAGGCAGAUCUUAUAUAUACAGAAACACUAAUGCAGCGUGGCAAAGAAAACUAUGCUGGCAAGGAAAUAGUGAUACUUGGCGGUGGUGAUGGCGGCCUAUUAUGGGAAUUGUUGAAAGAAAAGCCAAAAUUUGUCACAAUGCUAGAAAUAGAUGAUAUUGUCAUGAAAGCUUGUAGUCAGCAUAUGCGAAGCAUAUGUGGUGAUUGCUUAGACAAGAGAAAGGGCGAUAAUUAUGAAAUUAUUGUUGGAGAUUGCGUGAAAGCAUUAGCGCAUAUGAUUGAGGAAGGACGACAGUUCGAUUAUGUAUUCGGCGAUUUAACGGAUAUUCCUAUUAGCACAACACCACAUGGUGAUGCCUGGGACUUUAUUAGACUAAUCUUGAACUCAUCAAUGAAGGUAUUAAAACCUUCAGGAAAAUAUAUGACACAUGGAAAUGGCGCGUCUUGUCCAGAAUCCUUAAAAAUGUAUGAAGAGGUUCUAUUACAACUGUGCGUACCGGUCACAUUCACAAAGGAUCGCGCCUUUGUCCCAUCCUUUUUCGAGGACUGGAUCUUCUAUCAAGUCUCAUUGAAAUGAUGGAGCAAAGAAUAUUCAAAAACCUGGAGGAUUAUAAUAAGGUGGCCUCCUCACAAUCGAUUGUCUCUUUUAUGACACAAGCUUUAUUCCUUACUCCUAGCCUUAUUAAUUAAUGAAAUUAGUUCCUGACUGAGAAGUAAAUCAAACUAUUAUUAAUUAAUUCAUCUUGUAAUACAUUAAUUAAUUGCGCUAUAUUUUCUUUCGUUAGAUUUUUAAGAGAAUUUGUUUAUAUUUUUAACAUUAAUGUAAAACAGAAAGUGCACUGGAAAGUGAUUCCAAAAUUUGAUAAAUUGAAUAUGUGAUAAUAAAGAACAAAGCAGUUUUUACAUUAA
This is a messenger RNA of Camponotus floridanus (Florida carpenter ant), 1560 nucleotides long. RefSeq names its product spermine synthase (gene Sms). The coding region runs from base 128 to 1228 and encodes 366 amino acids. NCBI's taxonomy places the organism in Eukaryota, Metazoa, Arthropoda, Insecta, Hymenoptera, Formicidae. The transcript is spliced from 8 exons. Gene Ontology annotation, molecular function: spermine synthase activity. Gene Ontology annotation, biological process: spermine biosynthetic process. The record is from RefSeq and is a predicted model, not a curated record.